Messenger RNA from Lineus longissimus, 3038 nucleotides. Its product is annotated as coiled-coil domain-containing protein 63-like. The coding region runs from base 162 to 1844 and encodes 560 amino acids. Lineage: Eukaryota; Metazoa; Nemertea; Pilidiophora; Heteronemertea; Lineidae. The record is from RefSeq and is a predicted model, not a curated record. Gene Ontology annotation, cellular component: axoneme. Gene Ontology annotation, biological process: cilium movement; outer dynein arm assembly. The transcript is spliced from 10 exons.
UAUACGACAAUGUCCACAUGGUUGCGAGGCCACAGUUGACCUCAUUCUGUCACUUGGCAACACUACAUACAUUGUAGUGCUCUAGUGUUUAGCUUUGACGUUUACAAGAAAAGGCACAUCUUUCAUCCAUUUAUUCUAAAGACAGCUAAAUCCAUCCCAUCAUGCCGCGUAUUCGAUCAGCCGGUGCCCGCUCGGACAUGAGUGAUGCUGACGCGGAAGGGAUCACGGAGCGUGAACAGGAGUUGGAGAAGUUGAAGAGGCAGCAUCGUAUUAUGCAAUGUCAACGAGAAGACUAUACAGAGGAAUCACAGAAUUUAAUCAGGAGACAGAAGAACGAAAUUGAACAGCUAGAAGAUGACAAACGAGAUCUGUUGGUCGAUAUGCGUCUCGCAGAAAGUCGCUGUAAUGAAAAUAAGGACAACAAGAACUGUGACGAACUCAGCAAUCUGGCUGAUGAGAAAGACUUCAUGGAGCAAGAAGUCGAGGACGAACGCAACCUACACAUGGAGCUGGACAGUGAGUUAAGAGCCUGGGAGAAGAAGAUUCGAGAACAACAUAAGAAGAUGGGUGGCGUCCACAUGAGUGGGGCACAUACGGUCCAGACACAGAAGAAGGCCAGAACGCUGGAGAAUAGGCUCGAUCAGGCCCUGAAGAAAUUCAACAGCGCCCUCACGAUCAAUUCCGACCUCCGCGAUGAAAUCGACAGUCUUCGCAAUGAGAGGAAACGAUUUGAGAACAUUUACAAGAGGCUGGAUAAGGAACUGCAACAACUCCGCCGCGACAUUGGGGAAGUGAUUGACACGUCAACACAAUCCUAUGAUGCAAGGGAUGAAGCACAGGCCAAGAUGAUCCUCCUGAAGGAGAAGGCAGACAAAGAUCUUCAGCAGCAUAACGCUGAGAUGAAGGAGCUGAUCAGGAUUAUUGAACACGAUCGCAAGCUCAAGGAGUUCAUGGGCAUUAAGGGUCAGGAGAGGCAGGAGGAUCCUCAGCUGGUCGCAUGGAGGCAGAAAAUGGCAUACGAAGCCAAAAAGAAGAGAGAGAAUGAAGAAGAUUCCGUCGAAACGUACGAGGCUGCAUUUAACAAGAUUCAAGAACUCAUGGAGGAAGAAGACCUCAACGCUCUCGUCAAAAAGUUCAUUGAAACGGAAGAUCAGAAUUUCGCGUUGUUUAAUUAUGUUAAUGAGCAGAAUAAUCAGAUUGACAUGUUACAGGAUCACAUUGCUGAGAUCAAGAGCGAAAUCGACAAGUUCAAUAGCCAGGGUGCCGAGAUGGAAGCUGAGAGGAAGGUGAUCAUGAAGCAGCUCGAAGAGAAACAAGUUAUCAGCUCCAAACAGGCUGAUGAGUUUGAGGAGAGAUUCAAGGAGGUCAUGAAGAUACUGGAUCAACUCAGAGCGGGCAUCGAGUCAUUAUUCAAAAAGAUCAACUGCGACCGGGCCGCCAUUGACGACAUGUUAGGUGCACAACAAGGGGUGACGGACAACAACAUGAUCCAAUACCUCGGCAUCAUCGAGCAGAGGACAAACGAACUCCUUGGUAUUCAGACGUACAUGACGGCCAAGGAUUAUGAGAAGUACGACCCGAAGGCGGCCACUGGAUUACUUGGGGAAGGGCCGCUACCCCCAGCGCCACCACCGCACGUACUGGCACCUACUGUUGGAGAUGAGUAUGAGUCGGAGGCGAGUGAAGCAAGCGAUGAUGAGCGACCAUUUACGCGAUCCGAGCUGACAAACAAGGUGAUGAAAACAGUCAAGAAGCGUGAAAUUGCCGCACGGAAUCAAGGAGACAAAUACGAUUUAUCGAACGCCAGAGAAAAAACACAGAAGAAAAAAUCGGAAAAGAAGUAAUCGUGUAUAAGAGACAUUCCUAGACUGUUCCUGUCUGCUGUUGGUGGUUGCGUUCAGGAUUUUAAAGGGGAAGUGUUGUGUUGGGACAUCAGGGUGGUUUGGGUUGUUUCAGCCAUCAAACCAGCUGUGACUUGAUAGUCCCUUUAACACAAAUGACAAUUGUUCAGUUAGAUACUGUGUUGUUUGUGGUGCCAAGUGCUACAGCAGAGAUAUUUUUUUAAUAAGAACUAUCCUGGCCAUAUCAUAUAUGUCCGACCUUAUUUUCAUCUUCAGUGUGCUGUAUGGCAUUUCUAGAUAUUUCUAGAGUUCUGAGUCUUCCCCUAAUUGGUCAAUGUGGGAUAGCUUUAUAUUUAGAGCCUAGUCUAGUCUGAUGAAAAUAUCUUCCUAUACUAUGUCAACUAAACUCUUUCAUCUUCGAAGAGCUGUUCUAUAUAUUUUGUUUUCAGGCAUUUGAUUAUGGUGGGGGCUGCCCAGUCCAAAAGGGGAUGGAUUUCCAUACCUAACAUUUGAUAUGGAAAUCCAUACACAUAAAAAUUGCCAUUUUGAAUUGUCAUGGUCAUGCGAUUAAUACUAAAGUAUGGAUAACCUUACCAUUACAAACACCAUGAGUAUGGAAAUCCAUAUUAUAGUACUAAAUAUGGAAAUCUAUGCCCCAUGUGCCACCUAGGGCACGAAGGGCCCUAAGUAUGGAAAUCUAUACCAAGUAUAGGAAUCCAUACCAUGAAUGGAUGGUACAGACUGUUUUCGUAUCUAUUUUGUCCUUUAUUCAUGCGACGUGGCGUACAUACAUUCCCUUGUCUUCCCUUGCUAUGGAGUUGCAUUUAAGUAGUCUAAUAAAGCUUUUUAUCCGUCCAAAGAAAAUCACAAUCAUAGUCGAAAACAAUGAAGUCUUCGUGGGGAAUAUUUUAUUCCUUUAUAAGUAGGUUUCUUUUUUAUCAAAAUUGUAGUCUGAAGUAUGAAAUCUUAUAAUUUAUUUUGUCGAAAUCUAUUCAGAUGUUUUUUAAUGUCGUCUACUAUACAAACUAUUAGUAUUCAUGUGAGAUCAAACCUUGUUUAAGCAGGACAGUUAUUUAGAUUGUGUGUGUACAUGGAUGUCAAUGUCAUCAAUAUACAGGGAUAUCCAAUACAUAUUUGUAUGCAAUCAAUUAUUCAUGAUAAUCAAAAUGAAAUAGUAUUGUUCUUUUUAUACAAAAG